This is a messenger RNA of Sus scrofa (pig), 3849 nucleotides long. The record is from RefSeq and is a predicted model, not a curated record. Lineage: Eukaryota; Metazoa; Chordata; Mammalia; Artiodactyla; Suidae.
UCCCUAGGUUUCCUUUAUUUCCUUAAGAAAUAAAUGGAGUAUUGGUAACAGCUCCCUUCUCUCCUGAACAACAUUCUGGGAAGAACAAGGCCAGUAAAUGCCUUCGAGGGUUAGACUGGAACUGGUUUUUUUUUUUUUUAUUCCUUGGGAACAUAGGGAUAGCCCCAGCAUUCACCUCUUAGACACAAAGAUAGCCAUCCAUUCCUACCUGGCAUUCCUCUUGUGUUGCCUUGAACAGGGAGCUAGCUGAUCAGCAGAGCCUUCUGUCAGAUUCAGGCUUUCUGCCCACUCUGGAGUGGGUCAGGCCUCCUCCUGUCAUGUCCAUAUGGACCAUAGCCUGGUGGAGAAGCCAUAUGCUAAGAGCAGCUGGACUGGAAGAGGCUCCAAGAUCUUUCUUGAUCAUCCUCUCUUCUAGGUCCUUAAGAUGCUAACCUGGGCCAAGGGAGCAAAUGUCAUUGGAGAAGUUAAGGUUCAUCCCUUCUCAAGAAUACAAAUUCCUUUUAAGGCAAUGUGUCCCGCCUCUCCCAUCCAUAUAAGGGCAGCUUUGAUAUAAUAGCUUCUGCAAAACAAGCCCCACCCAGAGCCAAGCUGGCUUUGACUUUGGCCUGGGCUUUCUGCCAAGGAAGGGCACCUGCCAGACUGGCUUAGGCCAGUCUGAGUGAGCUGGCCCUGGCAGCCUGUAUGGCGGAGGAAAGGUUUCUCAGUUCUACAAAGCCUACAGGCUGGCCUAAAUAUAGGGAGAGGAGAAUGUAUGGAAGGUUUUUUUCCAAUUUUGCAUCCUCUAGGGGCUGGCAGGGUGAACCUCUCUUACCAACACUGGCCUUAGAGUUGAAAUGAGAGGGCAAGACUAACGUUUGAGGUACAAUCAUAUAACACUGGACAAAACUUCAGUUAAGUAGAUAGUAGCUCCCAAGCCCCACCUUUAGGUAAAUCGGAGCGAGCGCAGACGGGCGUGGCCUGAAGCCUCUAGGCUACGCCCACUUCACAAUUUUGCUCAGUCAUUGGCGAACCGCGUCCUGGGGGCGUGUCCUAUUGCCAGCCUCCGCCCCUGACGCACCUAUACAAGGGGGGGGCGGUUCGGCGCGCGCUCGCCUAGUAGGAGCCAGACUGCAAGGCGGAGGGCUGUGUGUGUGUUCCGUGACCCUCUCGGGAAGAUGAUGAACGGGACGCGUAGCUGGUGUACACUGGUGGACGUGCACCCGGAAGCGCAGACCUCGGGCAGCGUGGAUAUUCUCAGGCUGACUCUCCAGAGUGAACUGACAGGAGAUGAACUUGAACGAAUAGCUCAGAAGGCGGGCAGGAAGACGUAUGCCAUGGUGUCUGGCCGCUCAACUGGGCAUUCUCUGGCCUCAGAACUGGUGGAGUCCAACGAUGGACACGAAGAGAUCAUUAAGGUGUACUUAAAGGGGAGGUCUGGAGACAAGAUGAUCCAUGAGAAGAAUAUUAACCAGCUGAAGAGUGAGGUCCAAUAUAUCCAGGAGGCCAGGAAUUCCCUGCAGAAGCUCCGGGAGGAUAUAAGUAGCAAGCUCGACAAGGAUCCAGGAGCUUCUCUCCAUCAACAGGAGAUACAGGUAGUGCUAGAAAAGCCCAAUGGCUUUAGUUCAAGUCCCUCGACUCCACCUCCGCCUCCGAAUAGCAGAACACCUGAGGUGGACACCUUUGUAAAUGAAGAUGUUGAGAGCUUGAGGAAGACUGUGCAGGACUUGCUUGUCCAACUGCAGGAGGCUGAGCGCCAGCACCAGUCAGAGCGUGUAGAUUUUGAGGCCACACUCAGCCGGUACCAGAGAGAAGCAGAGCAGAGUCACGUGGCCCUUCAGCGAGCGGAGGACCGAGUGGAGCAGAAGGAGGCGGAAGUCGAGGAGCUGCAGAAGCGCUUGCUGGGGAUGGAGACGGAGCAUCAGGCGUUACUGGCGAAGGUCAGGGAAGGGGAGACAGCCCUGGAGGAACUGCGGGGCAAGAACAGCGACUGCCGAGCAGAACAAGAAAAGGCUGCUAACCUGGAAAAAGAAGUGGCUGGAUUGCGGGAGAAGAUCCACCACUUGGAUGACAUGCUUAAGAGCCAGCAGCGGAAAGUCCGACAAAUGAUAGAGCAGCUCCAGAAUUCAAAAACUGUGAUCCAGUCAAAGGACACUGCCAUCCAGGAACUCAAGGAGAAAAUUGCCUACCUGGAAGCUGAGAAUUUAGAGAUGCAUGACCGAAUGGAACACUUGAUAGAAAAACAAAUCAGUCAUGGCAACUUCAGCACCCAGAACCGGGCCAAGACUGAGAACCCGGGCAGCGUUAGGAUAUCCAAGCCCCCCAGCCCUAAACCCAUGCCUCUCAUCCGAGUGGUGGAAACAUGAGCUAAAGGAGACGGAUGCUGAUGCUGCUGCUGCUGCCACCUCAGGCCUGCGGAGGAGCCCCCACCCCUGGAGGCUGCUGGCCCCAACUUUGAUUUCCUGACUGUUCCCUGGCUGCAGUCAGGGUUCACAUUUCCAAACUCUCAUCCUCUGGGCACUGGGCAGUUGGAGGCUGAGCGCCCCCUCCGGACACUGCAGCCUUCUGGAGGCUGCUAUCCUGCCCGUGGGAGCCAGGGCAGCAUCCUUAUUCCCGUAGUUAUUAUUCUUCUCUGUAGCAGAGCCUCCCUUCUGUUGUAGACUGGAGUUCAGCUGUCCCAGAUGCCAGGCCCUCAGCGGGUUCGGAAAGGUGACAAGAGCUGCCUCAGCCCUGGAAGCUGGAGGCACAGAUGUCUGCAGUGACUGGAGAGUGUCCUGGGGGAGCCAAGUUCCUUCCGUAAACACAGCUCAGUUCUUAGCAACAAACUGUUUGUUUUUCUACUUGCUCCACCCUCAGCCCAGGCUGACCUCGGCCUCCGACGGAUAGACAGUGGGGCUACUUGUCAUGGCUUGGUCAGAGUCAGUGAACCUUGACUUUGACUGGAUGGCCUGGUCUUUGGGGGAGGGGAAUGGCCUUCAGGGAGUAGCUCUUAGCAGAAAGACUCCAUAAGGCCAUGGACAGUUACGUGGGACUUCUUUCUGCUGUGAAGACUCCCAGAAUCUCUUAGGGUUUUCCCCUGAGUUGCAGUGCAAGAUACACCUUGGUCUUCUGACUCAGAGCCUGAAAGCUGUUUUCAUUGGGUUCCAUCAAUCUCAGCGAAACUGUCACGGUAUUUAUUUUGCUAAAUUAUUGGUGUUUUUGCUUACAACUCACGACUGAUUUAAUACCAGAGUUCUACAGCCUUCUCUCGCGGUGUUUGGACUUGCUCGACACAGGGAAAGACUGUUCCCACUGGUCCAUUUGAGAAUGACAUUGUUAUAAAUCUUUUUUCUCUCUUUCUUCCACCUGCUGCUUUUCCCUUCCUCCUGCAAACCUGCUCUGUACCUCAGGGAGGCAAGUAUAUUUGCCCUGAGGCAUCAGGGUUCUGAGUAUGUGCUGUUUGAAAGGGACUGACUUCUUCCCUUGACCCCCUACCCCAUCCUCCUCUGCAGCACAACCGGUCUGUUAUCCUGGCUCUGAAUGCACCUGCUACUCAUCGUGUUUCCUUUAGGGCUCUUCCUGCAGCCUCAAGAAGGAGCUAAGCAUCAGAAUGUGGUCCUAUGGGACACAGAGAAAUGAAAACCAAACAUGAAUUAAGUCUUUAGGUUCUGCUUGGCUCAAAACCAGAAGCCUUAAGUCUGUGGUUUCUGUGCAUCAGGACUGGGCUCCCGUGCUGGCCUUGUCCGCUGUGGCGGUCUGGUGUUCUUCGUGCCGUUCCCGCUUGUAAAACGAGACCAAAGGACCAGAUCAUCUCCAUGGGCUCAUCCAGUUCUGAUAUCCUCUCCGGUGGCAUAGUCUUUAUAGGGUGACUUUAAUAAAUUAUGUUAACAUGUC